UCCAUGGCAAUUUGUUGUCAUAGAGAUAGGUUGUUAUGGCGACUUGUUACCAUAGCAAUUUCGUUGCUAAGGAGACCAGCAACAGUAGUGCAACUUGCUGUUGUAGAUUAUGGGACGAGUUUUUUAAAAUGCCAAGACUAACAGUAGACUUGCUCGCCAGAUGCACUGGCCAUGCUACAAAAAGGAGGAAAGAUGAGACGCAGGAGCAGUUUCUAGCCAAAGUGACGCAUUUGUACUGCUCAGAAAAAGGGCUUGAAAUGAUAGAAAACCUGCACUACUGCCGCAAUCUCUCUGUACUGUACCUGUAUGACAAUCAAAUAGAAACAAUAAGUGGACUCCAUAGCUGUCAUCAUCUCACUCACCUCUACUUGCAGCAUAACUCCAUCUUUAGAAUGGAGAACCUGGACAAAUUGAACAAUCUCACUAAACUAUAUCUUAGUCAUAACUCCAUACAACUAGUAGAAGGGCUGGAACAAUUAUCACGUCUUUCUGAGCUCCACAUUUCACACCAAAAUCUCCCCGAGGGAGAAAAGCUUCUCUUUGAUCCACGCUCCCUCAAAGCUAUAGUGAAUAGCCUCACGAUUCUUAAUGUAUCAGGCAAUCGCCUAGCAAGCUUAGAAGACAUAGGUCUGCUGGUCAAUCUUGAGCAAUUGAUGGCUACUGAUAAUGACUUGACUAGCAUGAAGGAUUUAGGAAAGGUUCUCUCGAGGUUUAUAAAGCUAUGGAAACUGGAGCUUAAUGGAAACCCACUUUCUUACAAGCAGAAAUAUCGUGACAGGGUUGUGACAAUGUGUCACAGGCUAGAGUCACUUGAUGGCAGAGAUGUAAACGAGAUGGAGAGACAGUUCCUAUUUAGCUGGAAGGCAAUGAGAAAAGCACGUCAACAGUUGACUAUAAAACCAGGCAGCAAGAGCCACUUUGAAGAAAUAGAUUCAAAAUCUCCCAGACCACCUCCUACAAUGCCUCCUCUUCCAGCCCGUCAGCCAUUCAGACUCCAUUUAUUGCAGCAGAAGAGAAAAAGACAGCUCAUGGGUCUCAUACCUGCAGCUCAGUUUGAAGCAGCCACAGUAGCUGCAAGUGAAGCACCUUGGCAAUCUGCAAUGAAUUUCCACCUCCCACAAAUUGGAUCAGAUAGACUUGUUUCACUGGCUGGGUUGAAUCCACAGAAUGAACUUCCUCGCUACGACUUGCUUCAAAAUAAAGGAAGCAAAAUCACAACACUACCACCCUUAUUAUUUUAAAUAAUAAUAAUGUAGUAUAAUUAUUUAUUUUAAAUAAUAAAAUUUAUGCAGGUAAUUUCAAUUAACGA
Amphimedon queenslandica is the source of this 1309-nucleotide messenger RNA. RefSeq names its product protein phosphatase 1 regulatory subunit 42-like. The transcript is spliced from 7 exons. NCBI's taxonomy places the organism in Eukaryota, Metazoa, Porifera, Demospongiae, Haplosclerida, Niphatidae. The coding region runs from base 36 to 1241 and encodes 401 amino acids. Gene Ontology annotation, molecular function: protein binding. The record is from RefSeq and is a predicted model, not a curated record.